Molecule: messenger RNA, 3357 nt
Organism: Physella acuta
Lineage: Eukaryota; Metazoa; Mollusca; Gastropoda; Physidae
Product: mucin-5AC-like
Biological process (GO): cell development; muscle organ development; regulation of transcription by RNA polymerase II
Cellular component (GO): nucleus
Molecular function (GO): RNA polymerase II cis-regulatory region sequence-specific DNA binding; DNA-binding transcription factor activity, RNA polymerase II-specific
Source: RefSeq, a predicted model, not a curated record
UAUGCAAAGGGCACACUAGGAGCUCAGUCCCACAAUGAUGAGGAGCAACACACGCUGCGGCCCCGUGAACUGAAGUUUGUUUACACUUUCCCGCGCAUGCGCUGACAACAUCACGUGACAUGAUCAGCCGCGACAUCAACAGCAAGAACAGCAGCGGCGCGGCUAACGUUUUUACCCUGUCCUUGCAAUCCCCUGUGGUAAAGUAUGACGGUGUGAGCAUGGACCACGACGGCCCGCCCAAGGAACGAAUCCACCCCACGCCAGAGAAGUUCAUCGUCACCAAUUCCAGCUUCAUCGCCGCGCCUUCCGGAACCCCGCUGCGUGCGCUGCUCAUAUCCGGUCAGGGAAACGGUUCCUUCAAUGUAGGAAACGGUUCCUUCAAUGUCGGACUCAGUUCCAGCUUAGGUUCGAACCUCAGUCCAGCAACGCUAACAUCUGGCACUACGCUUAGAACAGCCAACGGCGCGCUUCUUCUUCUGGCAGCACUACAAAGCACCCACUCUUCAACGGCUAUGGGCAACAACCCCACCGGCACCAACGCAGCGGGUGUCAACAACAACAACAACAACAGCAUCAACAACAACAGCAUCAACAACAACAACCAGCUAAAACUGAACCCGUUUCAAAAAGUCGUUUUCACGGAACACGUCCACAAGUCUGAGACAACCAACACCGUCGACACCAGGCCGAUUUCAAACACCACGCCAAGCGUCCUGGGUUCAAAUCCGUCACAAGCAGAACCCACUACGUCAUCGCCACAUACCGGAAGUCUUUCUUCGACAAAUGGCAGCAAGACCACCCCGAGCAGCUAUAUAAACACCACUGUCACCAGUAAAUACGAGGAAGUGACAAGCAAAACCCAUACGGUCGCAAAGCAUCAUGGUUUGCCAAAAUUAUCUUUUGUGCAUAGCUCGAAGUACAGUAAUACUACAUCUAGCAUUAACGGGAAUUUAACAUGUUCUAUAAAUAGUAACAAUCGUCGUGAUAUAAGUAAUGGGGUUAAAAUACACAUUUUCCCACGACAUGGGGAUUCCCCAGAUGACAAGAAAAGCAGUGGAUCUCAAUGCAAGACAGCACUAGACCCCGCCGUGUCUGAUUCUCAAACCUCGUCUUUCAACAGCGGCCUUACCCCCCGCCUGCCGAAAUGUGAUACCUACGAGGGGGCAGGCAAAGGACCCCGCCGUGAGAACAUUAGAACCCCUGCGAAUGAAAUCAGUAUUGUAGCCGGACUAGAAACCCAGAAUGGUCUAGGCCAUAAACCGCAUUCAGGUGAAACCCAGACUAAAACCAUGCCAAAUCCGACACCAGUUUUUAAUCGGGAUUUCAAACUUGGGAAUUCCCGAGAGUUAAAUUGUGAUUUUAUCCAACGGGAAAAUCCGAACCGUUCUUUAGUGGAUAAGAUGGAUACGUCAGAGUGCUUAUCCUGCACCACCACCGCAGCUACGCCCACCAGCAUCACCAUCACCACCAAGACCUCCACUCCAACUCCACAUGUUGAUCUCACGAAGACGGCGCGUACUUCAACUACCUCCCCCACCACCCGACCCCAUCAGCACCAUCAACACUUUCAACACCCCGACCCACCUCCACCUCCCCGCCACCUCAGCAUUUCCGGUACCGCCGUGACGUCAUCGCCGUCCACCUCGUCGCCUUCAUCGUCGUUGUUCUCACCCUCCCACUUCUCGCUGUCCCGCUCCCCCCUCACCGUCUCUGUUCUUACCGAGGGGCUCGACAUCCCCCUGCCAUCCAGAUCUUCAACCGUGGAUACGCCACUACCAUCCAGAUCAUCGAGCUUGGAUACCCCCCUGCCAUCUAGUUCUGCAAGUGUGGAUACGCCCCUGCCGACAACCUCUGAAAAUUCCAUGUCCGACACUGAGAUGUCGCCGCACCCUUUAUCGUCCUCCACGGGAGCAGAAACAGGACGACGGCUGCGGGCUAGGAACUCCAGUCGGAAGUUCCUGCCAGAGAAGACCAGACACAAGCGCCAGACUCUCCAGGAUAUGACCAGACCUCUCAAGAUGUGGCUGGUCAGUCACAGAGAGAACCCCUACCCAUCCAAGCUGGACAAGCUGGAACUGGUCAAGAUGAGUCGCAUGUCCAUGACACAGGUCAGCAACUGGUUCGCCAACGCCAGACGCCGGCUGAAGAACACGGUCAAGGGCGACAACGUCACGUGGGCGACCCGCAUCAAGAGCUACAACAAGUACGCCGAGGGUAACGCUGAGUUGCUGAGUAUACCGUCCGACAUAGAGUCGUGGGACUCGGAGGACGAGAUGUGUCACGAGGACAGCGACCACGCCCACCUGCCCCAGACGGGGGAGAGCAAGUCCGCCACGCCCUCCCCGGCCCCGACCUUGACCUCCAGCCUGAGCGACACGGCGCUGACCUCGCCGGCCACCACACAGAGCCUGCUGACGUCACCCAGCGGGACAACCAGGAACAGCCCGGCGCUAGAGGACAACCACGGGGGUUGUCACAAGUAUAAACAUUCCAUUCUACAGCGUUACUUGCAAGACGCGGCCCAGCAGGCUAUGCUGACAGAAGAGGAAGUGACGUCACGUUCCCGCCACAGAUACCUCUCGUCCUCCACGGGAUCUCACGAGUUCGAGUACCUCUCCACGUCAUCGGUGUCCUCCCCUUCUCACGAGACACACCACGACACUUUUGAAGAUUUCUCUGAAGAGAUGGAAAUAGUAAAUAGACGCAAGUGCACAGAAAACACUAAACUCAACACAACCGAUGAAAUGUACUGGAAAGAAAUAGGAGCAGCACUAGCUUUGACCAGCCUAGCCAGAACCUAUGUCAGCAAGUGAUACAGUUAACUAUCCUGAAAGUGAUACACGCUCUAAGUGAUACAACUAGCUCGGCUAUAAGUGAUAUAACUAUCUGUAUUGCCAAGGCGACGGGAAGGGUGAUAUCCCUUGUUGAAUGGACUUGUUAGCUGUCAAAAUCUGGCUUUGGAUUGGUCCAGUGUAAAUGGGAUAAACUGACAAAAUCUUGCUGACUAAUCCGUCACAAGAUGCAGGGCAUUGUAUUUUGGGGUGAACCUGGACUUCAAAGUUACCCAUAUGAAAUGUGACAAACUAGGAUAGAAAUGAAACUGACUGCUAUGGCCAAUUCAUUAUUGGAGAUGAACAAUUACAGUUGGUGGGCCUGUUGAGGUGGUUGAUCCACUUCAAUAACUGACGCGUCUCACUUCAGCAAUGGAUGCAAUUGAUUUGUUGCAUGAUCCAUUACAACAGCUCACAAAAACAUCCGACCCUUAACCCACUACACCUGACCCUUAACCCACUACUGACCCACUACCCCUGACCCAUAACCAACUACACCUGACCCAUAACCCACUACACCUGACCC